GACUAGGCGCGCGACCGCGCGGGGUCGAUCGGCAAGGCCGUCAAGACCGUCAAGCCGAACCUCGUCUCCGCGAGCGCCAUCAUGCCAUCGCUCGUCGUCCGGCUCAGCAGCGACCAGGAGAAGAAAAAGGAGCCCGUCGACCCCUUCAAGGACCUCAAGGUCUCCCUCGACGACCAGGAGCGCGAGAUCGGCGCCAAGAUCGAGCGCAUGGAGGAGCGCAUCCUCCAGGCCGACGCGCGCAGCCAGAAGGACUCGAACCCCGUCACCUCCGUCUUCGGCGAGCUCGCGCGCUCCGGCGCCUGGUCCUCCGCCUAACGAGGGCACAACAACUCACCGCGAAAUAAAAAACCAUGGAAACGAUCACGACGACCGAGGCGUGCGUCGAGAUCGCGAGCUACUGCGCCGCGUCGAUGCUCACCGCGGCGCUCUGGAUCACCUACGGCCCCGCGGCGGCCGCCGCGGAGGCCGCCUUCGGCUGGCGCAACCGCGAGGUCGCGCUCCUGAGCGUCUGGGGCCCCGCGCUCGGGCUCCUCGCGUCGCCCGCCGCGCCGCGGCUCGUACGGCGCCUCGGCGGGCCCCGGAACACGACGACCGCCGUCUGCGCGCUCUGCGCCGGCGCCGCGGCGCUGCGGUGCGCGCCGGGCCGGGGCCUGCCGCGGCUGCUCCUGGCGCACGCGUCCUGCGCGCUCAACGGCGUCGGCGGCGUGCUCAUCCUGUCGACGCCGGCGAUGGUCGCGCGCGACGCGCUCGACGAACCCCGGCGCCACCUCGGCACGUCGACCAUGCUCGCGGCGAACUCCCUCGGCGGCGGCCUGGGCUUCGUCGCCGCCGCGGCCGCGAAGGACGACGUCGAGGGGCUGCUGGUCUACGAGUGCGCCGCCGCCCUCGCGAUCCUCGCCCUCGUCGCCGCUCGCCGCGGCGUCUUCCGCCGGGACGCGCCCGACGGCGACGCGGACGCGCCCCUCCCGGCCUUCGGGCCGCUGCUCAAGUCGCGGUCCUACGUGCUCCUCGCCGCGGGCUGCGGCAUGACCAUGGGCGCGUUCACGGGAUGGCUCGGCGUGCUCACCCCGCUCCUCGAGAGCUCCGGGUGGGCGCCCCGCGACGCCAACGCCGUCGGCGUCGCCUGCUGCUUCGCGGCGGCGGCGGCCCAGGUGCUGUCGGGCGCGCUGUCCACGCGCCGCAAGCGCUUAGCGAUCCUGUCGUGCAACGCUUCGGCGCUCGCGGCGCUCUUCGCGUUCGCCGUCGUCGCCGAGGCGGCGCCGCGGCGCUCGCCCGCGGCCCUCGCGCUGGCGCUCGUCGCCGCCUUCGGCGUCGUCGCGCCGGAGGGGGCCAUCUACGAGCUCGCGACGGCGCCGGCGCCCGCGCCGCUCGAGGCGUCGGCCGGCGCGGGCCUCGUCUUCGCGUUCAACCUGCCGAUGGCGACGUUCAUCUUGCUCGACGCGGUCGCGUCGCCGCGCCAGCUCCUCUGGAUCCUCGUGGCGUCGAACGCGCUCGGGUUGGGGUUACUGGCCGUCGAGGCGGCGACGGCCGACGACCGGCCCAUCUUCCUCCCGGACGCGCGACCGCUCAACGCGGAGGAGGAGUACCGGCCGCUCGACGCGGCCGCGGAGCCGGGCAUCCUCAACAACUUCCCGCCCUGGCUGCCCCCGCCCGUCCGGAAAAGUCGGCGCCUGCCCUUUAGCUGCGGGCGGAGCGCGGCGUAACGCACGCCUAUGAGUGU
This is a messenger RNA of Aureococcus anophagefferens, 1720 nucleotides long. RefSeq lists its product as hypothetical. Gene Ontology annotation, biological process: transmembrane transport. Gene Ontology annotation, cellular component: membrane. The record is from RefSeq and is a predicted model, not a curated record. NCBI's taxonomy places the organism in Eukaryota, Pelagophyceae, Pelagomonadales, Pelagomonadaceae. Bases 351 to 1703 code for a protein of 450 amino acids. Gene Ontology annotation, molecular function: transmembrane transporter activity. The transcript is spliced from 2 exons.